Ectocarpus siliculosus is the source of this 2805-nucleotide messenger RNA. NCBI's taxonomy places the organism in Eukaryota, Phaeophyceae, Ectocarpales, Ectocarpaceae. The record is from the annotation of a GenBank genome assembly.
CUCUGGUCCAUCGAGGACUCAUUCACUUCGGGCGAGGAGGAAGAGGAGCGGUUAGUCAAAGACAUCGACAUCAGAGUACUGGCGGAGUUCAAGAAGUCUGAGGGAUGGGUACUCGAACCCGGAGACGCGCUGUACCUUCCCCCAAGACUCGCCCACUACGGCGUUAGCCAAGACGAGGAGUGCAUGACGUACUCAGUUGGAUUUCGGGCUCCGUCGGUUCGAGACCUCGUAUCGUUUUUCGGCGAACACGUGGGCUCGACUGCGACAAAACCGGACGAUUUUUUCCAAGACCCUAACCUCAAGAGACAAGAGAGUCACGGUUUGAUAUCGAGAGAGGCGGUGUCUAAGGCCAAGGGGUUGGUACGGGAAGCUUUGUUGGCGGCGCUCGAUGAUGACGUCGCGUUCGACAGGUGGUUCGGCGCUCAGGUCACCAGGUCGCGACGAGACCACUCUGGCUACCCGGUGCCAAUGGACGACGAACAAGGCCUGUCCUUUGGCUACCAACUCCCCAAGGACGUGACGGCCGCUGUGAAAAGGGCGUUCCACAAGGAGUCUGAAUCGGGGGGUGGGGCGGGGAGCGGGGACGGGUUGGGGCCGUUCGUGUACCACGCGGAGGGGCUGACGUUUGCCUUUGUCGAGCACGAGGGGCCGGGACAAGGUGCUACUCUCUUCGUAGACGGCACCGACUUCCCUGUGCCGCAAGAGAUGGCUUUCGCGGCGGCGUUGGUGUGCGACUUUCCGCGCUUGUCACCGCGGGAGCUGGGGCCGGCGCUGGUGGGGGAGCAGGGCGAGGGGGUGGAGACUCUGCUGCACUCGCUCUUGAAAGAGGGUUACCUUUACCCUGCAGACGAUUGAUGAUCUGGUGUUCCUUGUACCAAUAGACUCCAACGUGUGUUUUCUUUUGUUGUGACGUGUCUCUCUUUGUUUUGUUUUUCGGGAUAGCCACAUAGCGGCAUCGCUGGCCGAACGAGAUCUUCGGUGGCUGCUUCAUUUUUGCGUCGUUACAAGUCUAUGGAAUGGGAUUCAAGCCUUACUUUUGGCCUGGAGCUCGACGACACUGGCGGGACGCCAUGCAGAUACCAGGGGCAGGUCCUCAAGAACGAGAUCAACAGGGCAAACUCCACGGAGGUGCGACAGAAAUUCGGAGAGGCGAGUUCGGACACGGUCCGCCAAUGGCUCAGCGAGAAAGGAGCAGCGCACGCUGCUGCCGCCUAUCGCUGCAAGUUCAAAGCCAAGAAGCGUCUAUACAAAGAGCAGGAUCUCGUGGGCGCGUUCAAUGCGUACGUUGCGCGCACCCAGUACAAGGGCAAGCGGAAGUUCCAAGCACGAUGGAAGGCUCUCUUUGCCCUUCUAACGCUCAUGGAAAGCAAAGACGACAGGCCGCUUGGGGUCCCUCCCAUCCGUCUGGCCGGAGGAGACAGGGCCUUGUACGAGCAGAUGUUCAGAGCGGAGCCCCGAAAACACGUGUCUCGGCCAACUUUCUUGACGGUGAUGCGAAGGGUGUUCGGCUUUCAGACCGCGCCCCUUGCGGGUCACGUCGAUAAGGCUGCCCUCCAGAAGCUCGGCGAGGUGUACAGCACCUUUGAUGCGGAUGGAGCCGGCAAGGUGGACUGGAGAUGCAUGGUCUUCAUGCUCAGGGUGGCUGUGAACGCACAGUCUACUGUGGAGCAAAACCUCAAAUGGGGGUUUGCCCUUUACUCGAGCCCGGACAGCUUCGACCCUGAGAGCAACGACCCGGUUUCGAUGUCCGACUUCAAGAACCUCGUCAACACCAUGGCCAGGUUCGAGAAGCGGGAGGAGCUGAAUCGAAUUCUGGACGAGGCGUGGGAAGCGGUAGCCUCGGAGGAUUAUGAGGCGGGACGCAGGGCGGGGGCCGGGCGGGGAGUUGAUGAUUGGGCCAAGCCACCCAAGCCGUUCGAGAUCACCAUGAGGCUGCUAGGUCUGAUGCUGCAGAAGCGACCCCUGAAGGACUUGCUGAGACCCGCGUCGCGCUUCGGCCUCCGAGACAGAGGGACUUGGGCGUACGCGAUAGAGGAGGCGUUUUUCGACCCGCUGCUGCUGGCCUUGAUCAUGCAGAAGCGGAGGGACCAGAGAAACGACGUUGUCACGGCAAUAUUCUUGGGCAACAACCGUCGGAGGGCCAUUCUAGUGAGGAUUGCAAUGUGGAAGCGCUUGGUCAGGCGAAGGAAGCACUGCGCCAGGCUCAUGACGAGCAUCGGGGGGAGGUUCUUCAAGGGAAACAGCUCCUCCGCCUUCCGAGCCAUCCAGCGGCGUGCGUUCUCGUGCAAGGCGUGCGAAACUAUCCAAAGAGUGUACAGAGGAUACCUCGGGAGACUGGUGGCGGAGUUUCUUCGGGUGCUGGUGCGGAGGGUCAUCGCAGCUCAGGAGUACUUCGACCGAGAGAUGGCCGUCAUCGACGCUGAAGUGGAGAGGGGUCAAACAAGGCAAAGGGUGGAGUACCGCAGCCGGCACAAGGCGUCCAGCAAGCUGCAGAGGCUGUGGAGAGCCAGGAGACAGCGACGCCGACUGGAGGCCGAGAAACUAAGGAUGAUCAAGAUUCAUGAGGUGGAGGCUGAGAUGCAACAGCUGCUGAGCCGCGAGGCAAGGGAGGCAGAGGUCUACAAGCGGCAGCUGAUGGCGUGGUUCAAGGAGCAGAAGAAGGAGCAGGAGCAGUCCACCAUGCUCGAGGAGCACACUGCUAAAGAGAAGUUCAAGAUCCUUUGCUACCGUCGCCGCGAGCGUGAUAGAGUUGCCGCCGAGACAAGAAGGAGGAAGCAGGCCGCCGCCGAACGGGUGAGAAAUUGA